GUGUACAAAUGUGCCGACCACGCCCGCCUCGUCCUUCACAGCCUGAACGAACAGAGACGUCGCAACCUCUUCUGCGAUGUGGUUCUAGUGGUGGAGGAGCAGAAAGUCCCCGCUCACCGGAACAUCCUAGCGGUCUGCAGUGACUACUUCCACACCAUGUUCACCAUUGGCAUGCGGGAGGCUUAUCAGAAAGAAGUGGAGCUCUUCGGCGCCACUUGCCUGGGCCUCAGAGCCAUCCUGGACUUCCUCUACGGGGGUGACCUGUUCCUCAACAGCGGGAAUAUCGAUUCCGUCCUGGAAACGGCUCACCUGCUGCAAAUCUGGAACGUGGUAGAUUUCUGUUGCGAGUAUUUGGAAAACGAGGUGGACGAAGAGAACUACUUGUACCUCCAGGAAUUGGCUUCCAUCUUCAACCUCAAGCGCCUGGACUCCUUCAUCGACGCGUUCGUCAUGAAGAACUUCGGCGCCCUCUCGCUCACGCCUGACUUCCUGCAAAACCUUCCCGUCGAGAAACUCUGCCACUACCUGGGCAGCACGGGCGUGCAAGAGGAGUGUGAACACGACUUGCUGCAGGCGGCUCUGCGGUGGCUGAUGCAGCAGCCCGAGCGCGAAACGGAGGCCUACCGAGUCUUGGAGAACAUCCAUUUCCCUCUGAUCCCAAAGAGCGACCUCCUGCACCGGGUCAAGCCGGCCGUCUGCUCCCUCCUUCCCAAAGAAACCCACUGCGGGGACUUUAUCGAAGAGGCGGUCAACUACCACAACCAGCUGGCCGCUCAGCCUGUCCUGCAGAACAACAGGACGGUUCUCCGCAACCAGGAAGAGAAGCUCCUCUUCGUCGGAGGGGAAGUGUCCGAGCAUUGCUUGGAGCUGAGUGACGAUACCUGCUUCCUGGACCCCAAAACGGGACAGUGGGUGAAGGAGACACCGCUGCCCGCCAGGCGGAGCCACCACUGCGUUGCGGUUCUCGGAGGCUUUAUCUUCCUGGCUGGCGGCAGCUUUUCCCGCGACAACGGUGGGGAUGCGGCCUCAAAUCUUCUCUAUAGGUAUGAUCCUCGGUGUAAACAGUGGAUAAAGCUCGCCUCGAUGAGGCAACAGCGAGUGGACUUUUAUCUCGGCGCCAUCAGGGACAUGCUGGUGGCUGUGGGCGGCAGGAAUGAACACGGAGCACUGUCCUCGGUUGAGACCUACAGCCCCGAGAAGGACAGCUGGUCUUACGUCGCCGGCUUGCCCAGGUUCACGUACGGCCACGCGGGCGCCGUCCACGAGGAACUCGUCUACAUUUCGGGAGGCCACGAUUACCAGAUCGGCCCCUAUCGCAAAAACCUGCUGUGCUAUGAUUACCGGACGGAUGCCUGGGAGGAGAGGAGGCCCAUGAUCACCGCCCGUGGCUGGCACAGCAUGUCUACUUUACAUGACGACAUUUAUUCGAUCGGGGGCAGUGACGACCACCUGGAGACUAUGACACGCUUCGACAUCCUGGAGGUGGAAUCCUACAGCCCCAAAUGCAACCAGUGGACGAGAGUGGCGCCUCUGCUCCAGGCUAACAGCGAGUCUGGCGUAGCCACCUGGGACGGCAAGAUCUACAUCCUGGGCGGCUACAGUUGGGAGAACACGGUCUUCUCCAGGGCCCUUCAGGUCUACGACAAAAUGACAAAGCAGUGGCAGAAAGGGAGCGACCUUCCCAAGGCCAUCGCCGGCGUGUCGGCUUGCGUCUGCGUCUUGAGGCCCAGGUCGCACGACAAAAAGAAAAAGGCCAAGUCGCAAUGCCACGAACAUCGAGGGAGAUGAGGGGGUUGCGCUUGGAUCGAAGCCUGACCUUGUCCCGAUACAGGCAGACCGCAAAUUUACAACCACGAUUGGAAACCAGAAUUCCCAUCACUAAACGAGGCGGUUGUGAAGCAGUAUUGCACCUGAUUUAACGUCUUUUCUUCCCCUGGUGGUGGAGCAAAACGCCACGGUCGUUAAGUGAAUCGCAUAGUUGCUAAGUGAAUCCAGCUUUUGCUAUUGAUCUUUGUCAGAAGCUGGUUGGGAAGGUUGCAAUAUGGUGAUAAUGUGAUUCUCGGAUGCUUCAACCUUCCUUGCCAAGUGCCUGAAUUUUGAUCGCGAGAAUGCCACAAGAGUCGUGUGAGAACUGGUCGGAAGUCACUUUUUUUCAGUACCCAUCUGAACGUUGGAAUGGUUGCUAAAUGCACUGCCGUAAGUCGAGGACAACCUGUACAGAGAACUGGUUUUGGAAACUUCAGAACCAUACCUUCUUGACUUGGGCUAGAGAACUUCCUCCGUUGUCCAUCCUUGUUUCUCGGAAUGGCGAGCAAACGUUACUCCUUUCGGGAGCAACCUAAGCGUUAGGGCACGAAGUCUGUGAGAAGAAAUCAGCAGAGCAUCUACAAAUUGGGGAGAUGAAUGUCAGGGAUCUUCAGAGAAAGCAGGGCACAGGUAGAUUGCCUUUUCUUGGAAGGUAGAAUUGUGUCAGUAAAAGCCUGUCCGUCAAAGCUCACUUCUUGUAUUAAAAUCCUACUUUGGGCAAAUUGAUCAAAACGGAGAAAUGAAUUUGGAUUUUGGAUUUUAUUCAAUUUGUAGGCCGCCCUAU
This is a messenger RNA of Thamnophis sirtalis, 2590 nucleotides long. Lineage: Eukaryota; Metazoa; Chordata; Lepidosauria; Squamata; Natricidae. The record is from RefSeq and is a predicted model, not a curated record.